AUGGCGGCGGCGGCGGCUCUGGUCAAGCAUGCCGGAGCCUGGCGCCCAGCGGUAGUUUCAUCCGAUGAUGAGAAAGAGGGGUUGAAACACCCUGGGCUGAUAUUGAAAUAUUCCACAUAUAAGAACCUGGCCCAACUGGCAAUCCAGCUGAAGGAUUUAGAGACAGCCAUGGAGUUCUAUUUAGAGGCAGUGAUGAUGGACUCCACGGAUGUCAACCUUUGGUAUAAAAUUGGGCAUGUGGCCCUGCGGCUCAUCCAGAUCCCCCUGGCUCGCCAUGCUUUUGAGGAGGGGCUGCGUUGUAAUCCUGACCACUGGCCCUGCUUGGACAACUUCAUCACUGCCCUGUACACACUCAGCGAUUAUGCAGCAUGUCUGUACUUCAUCUGCAAAGCUUUGGAGAAGGACUGCCGAUACAGCAAGGGGCUAGUUCUCAAGGAGAAGAUCUUUGAGGAGCAGCCUUGUCUCCGGAAGGACUCUCUCUGAAUGUUCCUCAAGUGUGACAUGUUAGUUCAUGAUGUGUUGGUGAGUGCAGCUGAGACACAGACCAUCGUAGACGAGGCCCUGGGGUGGCAGAAGAAGGGGCAAGCACUGAUCGUGCGGGAGAAGGAGCCAGACUUGAAACUGGUGCAGCCCAUUCCCUUCUUCACAUUUAGUUUCUCUAUUAGGAAAAAUUCAGAUGCUGUGUCAGAAUGUGUGGACAUGAUGCUCCUGUCUCUCUCCUGCAUGGAGCUCCAACUGGAUCAGUGGCUGCGAGGCAGAAGCUCUGCAGUGUCUCCUCAGAACAGCCCUACUGGUGUGGUGAAUGGCAGAUUCGGGCCCAACUUCCCAGGGACCCACCGCUUGGGUGACCUCCUACAGCUGUCAUUCGCUUCAUCCCAGCAUGACUUAUUUGAGGAUGGCUGGCUGGAGUUUGUGGUCUGUGUUUACUGGCUGAAGGCUCGCUUCCUGGUGCUGCAGGGGGACAUGCAACAGGCCCUGGAGAACUAUGACAUCUGCACAGAAAUGCUCCAGAGCUCUGCUGCCGUUCAGGCAGGGGCAGGGCCUAAGCAAAGAGACAUUGUCAUCCGGCUGCCCAACCUCCACAAUGACUUCAUUGUGAGCCUUUUUCAGAUUGAAAAGAACCUGAAGUCUCUGAAGCGAUGCCAGUCCCUGGAGGACAUUCAGCGGCUUUAUGAAGCAGGUGACUACAAGGCUGUCGUGCAUCUGCUCCGCCCCACCUUGUGGACCAGUGGGUUUGACCGGGCCAAACACCUGGAGUUCAUGACUUCCAUUCCUGAAAGACCAGCACAGCUGUUGCUGCUGCAGGACUCCUUGCUCCACUUGAAGGACCACCAGCAGCGUUUCGAGUGUUCUGACGUGGCUCUGAAUCAGGCUGUUCAACAGAUGGUGAACUCUAGUGAAGCUGCAACCAAGGAAGAGUGGGUAGCCACAGUGACCCAGCUGCUGCUGGGCAUCACGCAGACACUCUCUGCAGACAGCAGUGGCAGCAUCCUGAAGGAAUCAUCCUCCACCACCGGUCUUGUGCGACUCACCAGCAACCUCAUCCAGGUCAUUGACUGCAGCAUGGCUGUGCAGGAGGAGAUCAAGGAGCCUCAUGUCUCUUCAGUGCUGCCCUGGAUUAUUCUGCACCGGGUCAUCUGGCAGGAGGAGGACACCUUUCGUUCCCUGUGCCACCAGCAACAGCUCCAGAACCCAGCAGAGGAAGGGAUAUCAGAGAUGCCCAUGCUCCCGUCCUCCCUCAUGCUGCUCAACACAGCCCAUGAGUAUCUGGGCAGGAUAUCCUGGUGCUGCAAUUCAGAUGGGGCUCUUCUGCGAUUCUCUGUACAUGUUCUCCAAAAGGAGCUUGCUGCAUCCACCUCAGAAGACAUGCACCCAUACAAGGAGGAGCUGGAGACAGCCUUGGAGCAGUGUUUCUACUGCCUAUAUAGCUUCCCCAGCAAGAAGAGCAAGGCCAGGUACUUGGAGGAGCACUCAGCCCAGCAGAUGAGGGUAGAUCUUAUAUGGGAGGAUGCCCUGUUUAUGUUCGAGUAUUUCAAGCCCAAGACCCUUCCCGAGUUUGACAGCUACAAGACCAGCACUGUGUCUGCUGAUUUAGCCAACCUCCUAAAGAGAAGCACCACCAUCGUGCCCCGCUCAGAGAGACCAGCACUGAGCCUAGACAAAAUCUCUGCCUACAUUGAAGGAACCUCGAUUAAGGUGCCCUGCCUCCCAGAAGGGGCUGACCCCUCCCCUCCAGUGGUGAAUGAGCUCUACUACCUCCUGGCUGAUUAUCAUUUCAAAAACAAGGGGCAGUCUAAGGCCAUCAAGUUCUACAUGCAUGAUACCUGCAUCUGCCCCAAUAGGUUUGAUUCCUGGGCAGGCAUGGCCCUGGCCCGGGCCAGUCGCAUUCGGGACAAGCUGAACUCCAAUGAGCUGAAGAGAUAUGGGCCCAUUUGGACGCAUGCCACGCCCAUUCUGAACUGCUUCCGGCAGGCCCUGGAGAUUGACAGCUCCAACCUAUCCCUGCUGUGGAUUGAGUACGGCACCAUGUCCUAUGCCUUGCACUCAUUUGCCUUGCGCCAGCUGAAGCAGUGAAGUCUGCCUCCUGAGCUUGGGGAGCAGUUCAUCCCCUUUGGGGUUGAACUCAGUGUAGAUCUAGUGGAAGCCAUUGGCUCAGAUAGCUCAGGUCCUGAAACUGAGCUCUCAGGCCAGUUCUCUGGAGUGUCACAAGACGAAAGGCUACGAAGCCAGAACUUUCUAGCUGUGUGGCCUGGAGACAGCAACCUGACAUUCCUGCUGUGGUUCAUUCUCCAAGGCAGUAUUGUGAGGAUUCAGUGGUCCUUCAGCUAUCUCUUGAGCCCUUCUCAUGGGCACCCCACGUGCGAGGUGGAUAAGUUGCCUGUCCACUCUGAGGAUGGCAAGGCAGUGUGA
Messenger RNA from Carlito syrichta (Philippine tarsier), 2910 nucleotides. Its product is annotated as calcineurin-binding protein cabin-1-like. Gene Ontology annotation, cellular component: nucleus. NCBI's taxonomy places the organism in Eukaryota, Metazoa, Chordata, Mammalia, Primates, Tarsiidae. The record is from RefSeq and is a predicted model, not a curated record. Gene Ontology annotation, molecular function: nucleosome binding; protein binding. Gene Ontology annotation, biological process: chromatin organization.